Vigna umbellata (rice bean) is the source of this 1273-nucleotide messenger RNA. NCBI's taxonomy places the organism in Eukaryota, Viridiplantae, Streptophyta, Magnoliopsida, Fabales, Fabaceae. The record is from RefSeq and is a predicted model, not a curated record.
UCUUAGUGGAAAAAGAAAGGUUUAGGAAGGUGGAAGAGACUUUCCCUCCUACACUACACACUAGUAAACUCUUAGCUAGUUUUUCUCCACACGUUUCAUUCUUCCGUUUGUAUUCUAUUGUGGCAAAUGGCGACGGAAAUGGAAUCGGCAUUGAUAUUUCUGGGAACGGGAAGUUCGGGAUCGGUUCCCUCCAUGAGUUGCCUCAUUGAACCUUCAGAUCCGCCGUGUUCUGUUUGCACUCAAUCCCUGUCUCUCCCACCUCAAUCCAACCCUAACUACAGGUGCAAUACUUCUCUGUUAAUCAAAUAUUACUCUCAAACCGAUGCCACUCACAAAUAUAUAUUGAUUGAUGCUGGCAAGACCUUCAGGGAGUCUGUACUUAGGUGGUUUGUUUUCCAUCGCAUUCCCAGAGUAGAUUCUAUUCUUUUGACUCAUGACCAUGCUGAUGCAAUCCUUGGAUUGGAUGAUAUUCGUGCUGUGCAGCCAUUUAGUCCCACAAAUGAUAUUGAUCCCACCCCAGUUUACUUAACUCAACGCUCAAUGGAGAGAAUGGAAACGGUCUUUCCUUAUUUGGUUAAGAAAAAACAGAAAGAAGGGCAAGAAAUCAGAAGGGUGGCCCAGUUUUGCUGGAACAUAGUUGCUGAAGAUUGUAACCAACCUUUUUUUGCAUCAGGCUUAAAAUUGAUUCCUUUGCCAGUAAUGCAUGGAGAGGAUUAUAUCUGUCUGGGUUUCCUUUUUGGUAAUAAAGAUAGGGUGGCUUAUCUUUCUGAUGUUUCACGGAUUCCAGCUAGUACAGAGUAUGUCAUUUCAAAAAAUGGGGCUGGGCAGUUGGAUCUUCUUAUUUUGGAUUCAUUGAAAAAGGUCAGUGCUGGCGUUUUAAAUUGUUGAUCUCUCAGUCUGUCUGUGUUUGUAUUGUAAACAUUGUUCUACAAAGUUUUAGCUGUCUUUUCUCCCAGAGUAAACUUUUCCAUUGAUUUUCUAAUAUAAGACAAGGAAAACAUCUUAUUCAUUAGUAUAUAAUAACUUGAUCUAUGAAGAACAUUAAUAUAUUACUAAACCCAUAUUUACUGGACUAAAUGCAUUGAAAUUUGUAGACUUGUCAUUUUAAUCCUAAGCCCCUAGGCUAGCCCUGGCCUUUUCCAAAGCUAGGCCCUAUUUUUGUGACCAACACAUUAGGGGGCUUUUCCAAAGCCCCUGACCCCUAGAGCCCCCAUGAAGUGGGUUGAGAUAGAAGUAGGGCUGGGUUAACUCUCGUGGCCCCAAAUGAAAAAAU